Amphibalanus amphitrite is the source of this 2392-nucleotide messenger RNA. RefSeq names its product protein fuzzy homolog. NCBI's taxonomy places the organism in Eukaryota, Metazoa, Arthropoda, Thecostraca, Balanomorpha, Balanidae. Gene Ontology annotation, biological process: vesicle-mediated transport; non-motile cilium assembly. The record is from RefSeq and is a predicted model, not a curated record. The transcript has 9 exons. Bases 100 to 1383 code for a protein of 427 amino acids.
CCUGUUGCGUGCACUGGCGCAAAAGCCACUGGCCGCGCGUUGGGGGUAGGGGUUUGGGACGAUUUGUUUUAUUAUUAUGCUUUUAAUGAAAAUCUGGCAAUGCCAAGUUAUCUAUGCUGUAUCUCAUCACCAGCUGGGAUUCCUGUUCUCUGCAAAAAGAAGGGUGACAUUGCCAAUCUACCAUUUCCAAUCCAGGCUGCCCUAAAUGGAGCGUUUGUUUUUGGCAAGUCAUUUGAUGUUCAUCUACUAAGUGUGGAGACAACAUGCUGCCAAAUAAGAUGGAGAGAGUUCCAGGACAGUGUGACGGUGAUCCUGAUCUGCAAGCUGUCCACCGGCGACCCCAUCCACUUGGACCACCUGAUGGACCAGGUCUGGGACGCCAUGGUUCUCUGCGUCGGGGUCGAUGACCUCGCAAACAUGGCCAACGUCGAAAAGGUCAAACGGCAACUCAAGGGCUGCUACCGACUGGUGGACCGACUGCUGGACGGCCUGGAGGAGGGACACGACACCUUCUGCGACCUCACCGGCCUGCCGGACGUCAUGCUACUGCCGCCGUCCACCAAACUGCAGAUGGCGCUGGAGCUGGUGACCGAGUCGGCCGACUCGACGUACGGCUGUCUUCUGGUGCACGGCCGGCUGGCGGCGGCCACGCGCAACUGGCACCAGCUGGCCGCGCGCGACCUCUGCCUGCUGGCUAUGUAUGUGCGCGCGGCGCGCGGCUCGGCCGCCGCCCGGGACGUCUCCGUCUUUCUGCCCGUCAAGAGCCCGCACGUCCCGUUCCGGCUCCUCGUCUGCCGGCUCUCCGAGGUCUCCGAGGUGUGCGUCCUCUGCGGACCCACGCCCUCCCUGGAGGAGCUCGAGCGAGAGACGGUGCGCCACUGGGGACCCGUGCUGGAGACAGUGCGCCUCCAGGAGCUGGCGCAUCCCCGCGACCUGCCCGCAUCGGUGGUGCUCGAUCCCGCCCUGCUCAGUGUUCUGGUGGAGAGCGAUGCCAUCCAGCGCUGUGUGGCCUCCUGUAGCCCCCACGGCGGAGUCCCCGAGAGGCCCGCCCCCGCCCCCGCCCCCGCUGCCGCCGCCGCCGCCGCCGCCAUCGAGACCCGCCGCCGUCAGCUGCGGACCUUCUACCGAAUGUCUGCCAGUCAGCUGCAUCCAGGCCGAUUCGACGGCUCAGCGCCAGUGUCAGCGGACGGCGGAGGCGGCGGCGACGGUGCGCAGGCCACGGAGACCUACUCGAUGUCCGACGACCACUGCUGCUACGGCCUGCGCUCGGGACCCCACUCCGUCUACGCACUGUUCGUCAGGGACACUCCGCCGCAUGUGAUGAGGGGAGUGACUCAGAACACACUGCAGCAGCUGACUUCCAUCAAACAAGUCCGCUUCUGAGGUCCGCUGCGUCCAUGAACAAAUGACGCCACUGUCUUCCGUCCUCCAAACGACUGUGAUAUACAUUCCGUCCUUCCGUCUGGCGUCUACUCACUCAGCAUCUUCACAAAGUGAAGCGCUCCAAUCGGCGUUCGUGGGCGUCCGUGUGAUUGUGCGCUGAGAGGUGACGCAUUCCGCGUCUGUUAAUGGCAGGCCUGUGCGCGUUUGUCGUCGUCCGGAGCUCUCCGGGGAGUGUCUGUUUCGGUCUGAGCCGGAACGUCGUCCGGUCCCCGCCAGAGCGAAGGAUGUGCUUCCUAUGUGUGGUCACCGGUCGGGCCCGGAAGCAACCCAAGAUAGCCGGAAUCGGCUGCAGACGAGACGGGCAUCGCAGUGUGAACUGCUUCUGAGACAACGCUCGAUUUUUUUUUUGUACAAUUACAUAGUUGUGGGACCCUACGUCGUUCUUGGAAUGGGGCUACCCAGCGGCGGGCCCCGGGCCCCCGGUGCCGGAGAGGGGAAUAUGAGGGGCGGGUGGGGGAGGGAGGAUGCGACUAGCCAAACCCCGCGCCUUGGCUGUGUAUUUACGCCAUAUGCUCCGUAUGUGCGCAUUUGACGCGGAGUUGGACGUGUCAUGGGCGGGUUGUCCGACGCUCGUCUCAAACGGUUUCCAGAACCGGUCGACGGGCCGCGAAAUCUCCGGUGAAUACCCAAUGGCUGCUCUGACGGUAAAACCGGUUUUCUGCCCAUUCAUUAGAAUUCUGCGCUACUCAGAUUACGAGCGCAGCUGGCCGGCCGUAGUCGAGACGAGCCGCGAAGGGCGAACGGGUGUCUGUGUUACGCUAUAAGACUUUGUUUUUAUUGGAGUGUUGACCUCAAUGCUGCCAUUCAAAUGUCCGUUUUGGUGGCGCUCAUGACCCAGCAAGAAGUAUUAUGUCCAGUGUCCACUCUCAUGUGUCUUCCGAUUGUAGCGUUUACUAUUUCCCAUGUUCCGUGAUGAAUUAAAAGCAGGAAGCGUUUGUCUUCCAUAUUU